Messenger RNA from Plasmodium coatneyi, 5052 nucleotides. Its product is annotated as SICA antigen. The record is from RefSeq and is a predicted model, not a curated record. The transcript is spliced from 15 exons. Bases 1 to 5052 code for a protein of 1683 amino acids. Lineage: Eukaryota; Apicomplexa; Aconoidasida; Haemosporida; Plasmodiidae.
AUGCAAAGCAUAUUGCACACCACCCCUGAAUUAGACAAUAAAAUAAACGAGAAAAUGGUUGAGACAGAGAACCAGAACGUGGAAAAAUUCUUUAAGAACAGAUGGGGUAUAGGUAAGGUCGAAGUGUAUGAUAUAUUGAAGGAAUUCAACACGUCCUUAAUUGUCGAGGAUGAGGUGAGUGGUUUCACAUCCGUUUGCGACACCGUCGUGGAGGGUUACAAGGUCACGGACCAGAGCCUUCACAAAUGUUUUUGUAAGGCUCUUAUGAGGAAUUUAGCGAAAGUAACAAAGAGCAGUAGCACAUAUACGUACAAAAAGAGGGGUUGGGAGGUGGAGAACAUGAAGCAGAAUGCACCAUGUGAUCUAUUGAAUUUGUGGUUAUUAUUAUAUAUAUGGAAAUAUAAGGUGCCAAGGAAUGAUAUUAUCUAUGCUUUCACAGCAAUAACACAUUUAAACAAGGCAUUUUCCACAAAGGAACAUGAGGAUUGCACAUAUACAGGUAAGUUCUCAGUGGACUCAACGGACGAAAAUAGAUAUAUUCUCAGUGACAUUAAUAAAUGGUUUUUGAAUCAUGGCACUAGAAGCAUAGGUCGGGCAAUGGAUCACAAGACUACAUGUAAUCAAAAAAGCAGGAAGGUUGACGAGGAUAGUGCACUUCCAAACAGGGAAAUGGGAACAAUACCUCCCGAAUUGCAGACUAUAGUUGAUAACCUUUUCGAAGAAAUAAGCAAGGUGGAGGAUAUAGUUAACGCAGACGACGAUCUGCAGCAGCAAGAGGAAGAUGAAGAACAGGAGGAAGGAGAGGCAGAAGGGGAAGUGUCUGAAUCAUAUGAAACGGAAAAGCCAGGGAAAAAAGAUGAACCACAGAAGGAGGCUGCUCCUGUUGAAGAAAAGAAACCACCAGUUCCUAUACCAGAGAAACCACAUCCAGAAGCACCAUCGUCGGAGGACGCCCCUGACCAGAAGGACACAGGUUCAGAAGCUGCUGCUGCUUCCAAACUUACUGCCAAGAAAGGAAUCGAUCCCUUCCUCCCUUAUUUCCCUCUUGCUCCUGCUACAAUCGGAAUCACUGUUAUGAGUUAUUUACUCUGGAAGUACUUUGGAAUGCUUGAAGUCUUAGACGAAUGUCAAAGGGGCAACUUGCAUUCGACGAAGAAUGACUUUUUUGAAAUUUUGGUUCAAGAAUUUAUGGGAAGCGAAUUCAUAAAGGAAGACUUUAUUCCUAAGGAAGAUGUUCCUACAGAAUAUGUUCCUAAGGAAGAAGUUUCUAAGGAACAGGUUUUGGAGGACACUGUAAUUCUUUUAAUUUCUCUUGAAUGCUCUGUUUCUUGUGCUCUGUCCAAUAAUUUGUGCAGUCCUAUGACAGGAAUUAACACUAUAACCUAUUACCCGAUAAAUAAUCAGCAUAAACCAGUUCAUUUGCACACGGGACCCCGUAUUCUCCGCCAUCCAUUCGAUAUGACAAUACUAAAGGACGAUAAGGACUUUCAAGCAUUGAUGAGGAGGUGGUUGGAAGGGAAUCAAUCUAAGGGGACGAAUGAAAACGCCAAGAAGACACAAUUAAUGAGUGAAAUAGCAAAAUGGAUUAAAGAAAUGCUGAAGGAAAUGGUGAACAAAGAAAGUGAAGAUCUUAGUAAAGAACUAUGCGAAGGAAUGAAUGGGGAAGGAGGGAAGAAAAUGACGUCGGAAGAGUUGGACGUGUGCACGUUCAUUGUGAAAAAUUUAUAUAACAUGAAAGCAAAAAGUGCAAGUCAAUGUAGAAAGGGGAAUGCGAACGAAGAAAUGGAGCAUUAUGUUAAAUGUACAGUAAUGAAUGCAUGGAUUGAUGAAUACUGGAAUGCGCAUUGUAAGGCUGCAAAUAACGUUAUAAGCAAUGCAAUCGCUGUAAUGAAGAAUAUAAGUGGAAGUUUUAGUGCAGGUGCUGCUUGCGAAGAGUGUACGUAUAGACAAUUGGAACUUAUGCUAAUAAAAGGAAAGAGUAUGUUAGACAUUAUUCAACAAGCUAUAAAAGGGAAUACGAAAGUUAUGAAAAUAAUAGAAAGCGCCGGACCAAAAGAUCCAUGUCCAAAGCCACCACAACCACAUCAACUACAUUUACCAACAGUAGGGAAGACCGUCACCACGCCAGAAGAACAGUUUGCCAAUAUAUUAGAAGGUUGGUUGAAGGAAGCAGAAGGGAAUAAUGGAAUAGAAUUCAAUAAACUGUGGACAAGUAUAAGAACAAUAUAUGAUGAAGUACUGCAGGAAAUAGGGAAGACGGAAAAUAGGCAAAUACAAGGAUUGUGUGCUAAAGAUGAUUCCGGGGUGUUCAAAAUUAUUCCGCAGCAGAAACCUAUAUGCAAGGCACUGGUUAAAAUAUUCCUGUAUAUGGAUGGAUUGAAACCGAAGGGGGGGAAUGAGUGGAUAGAGGAAAAAUUAAAAGGAGAACAAUCAUUCAUGAGGUGUAUUAUAGGAACAGUGAUUAUGUACAAAUUAUUAGAGAAAUAUUGUUGGUUUAAGGACUACAUAGAAUAUGCAUCCAGGAUGGUGAAAACCAUAAAAGAGAAAGCAAAAAUGAAUAAUAACUGCAGGAAAUGUUCGUGGUUAGAUUUGGAUAUUCUGAAAGUAGGGUUAGAAUUAUUCGGGGGAACUAUAGAAGGAUGGAUUAAAGAAAAAGAACCUACUAUUGCAGAUAAAGUAAAUUUGGAGAGGCAUGGACAAUGGUGCCAAGGGGGGGCAGCAAGUAAAGUACAAAGGGGAAGAGGAACAGUUCCGAAGGGAGAAGAAGGAUGGACAAUGAAAGAAAUAAGUGACUUAGAAGAAUUACUUAAGAAUGAGAAAUACCUAUCGAAUGUAAGGGCGAAUGUGAUUAUGGGAGAAAUAAGUAAGAAUAAAGGUAGCGGUGAUAUAGUGAAGAAGUUGAAGGAACGAUUAGAGGAAGAAAUACAGAUAAAGAAAGGAGGAACAAGGGUACCGACUAAGGUAACGAAAUCCUUACCGCCGGGCUCAUCCACUGGUUCCGGUUGUUCUGGAAUAACCAUCCCAGGUGUUUCGGAGGAGGAACUAGAAAUGUGGGAAGAGGAGUUUACAGAAUUUUUUAAUAAUCCAAUUGUUGAUAGUGGGAAAUAUGAUUAUGCAGAGUAUGCAGCACUAUCAGCUUUUUGUGAUGAUGGGGAGGACCAAAAAAUUUUCUCAAAGAAAGGACAUAAGGAGUUUUGCCAAGACCUCGUGAAGAAUUUGUUGUACAUAGGGAAAAAUAAAUAUGAAUGUGAAAGUAAGCCAAACGUUAAUGGAAAAAAGAAACCAUGUGUAAGGAAAUGUGAUCUAUUGAAUAUAUGGUUAUUGAGCCUAGACGAUUACUGUGUACCCACGGAAAUUAUUAAGCCUAUUUUUGAUGGAGUCAGAACUUGGAAAACUAAUUUUCCUCAGCUAGAGGAAUAUGCAGAAUGUGUAUAUGGAUCUAUGAGUGACAUGUAUAGGAAUAAUAUGCACAUACUGAGUAAAAUUAUAAAAUGGAUGAAAGAAAAAGCACAGAAAGGGUGUUUUGGGCACAACCAUAAAUAUGGUGUUUGUAGAAUGGAGAAGGGACAAUUUACUGUACAACUUCCAGGGAGAUCGGACCGUUCCAAAGGGAAAGGAACAACGGAUGAAAAAUUAAAAACAUGGCAGAGCGAAUUUGAUAAAGCCAAGAAGGAGAAGAAGGCAGAGUUGGACGAUUUAAAGAAAGUCAUACAAGGGAACAAUACACCACCCUCGGAACAAAGUACACCAGGAGCAGCAGUAUCAGAACCAGCAAAGUCCGCACCUGCACCAAAGGAAGGAGGUAAGUCUACUGCUGUAAAUUGUGCAAUUAAGGAAAUACAGGGUGAUGGUGAUGAUAUAGAUCUUGAUUUACUUGAUUCUUGCUCUAAUGAUUCUAAUAAUAUUUCAGCAGAAUCGUCCGCUCCUCCUCCUAAUGAGGACCAGGAAGCGACUAAGGACACUGGUCCGAUGGGUGUCGCAGGUACUGAAGUAGCUAAAACUACUGCUACUCCUUCAGGUAGUACCAUUACUAAAGACCCCGUUGCGGAUCCCUCUACCUCCAAUAGUAAUUCUUCCUCUUCUAGCAGUAGUAGUAGUUCCUCCUCUAGUGCUGCUGAACUUCGUGCCCCAGGUCCUGGUCCUGCCACUGCUGGUGGUAGUGGUGGGCAAAAGGAUUAUAAUUCCCUAUUGGACCCAUUUAGUGGAAUUUUCACUUUCAAUUUUGAUAUCGAUGAUAAUGAUCCUUCCCAUGCAUUCGGAGGGGGUGGUCCUAAGUUACCUAAAGUUCCUGCCCAAGGAUCAAGAGGAGGCGUUUUACCAUCCCCCCUGUCUGGGUGGGGUGGAAGGAACGUAAGGGAGGAAAAGAGGGUUAUCCCUUUCGAUCUUCUUACCCCAUACCUUCCUACCAUUCCUGUCCUAAUGGGCUUUUCUGUCAUAAGUUAUCUCCUUUGGAAGUAUUUUGCCUUUAUUGGUAAGAGCAGAAAACGUUACAGAAGAGCUUAUCGAGUACGUGAUCCAACUGUGGAAGGACAACUUCUUGAUCAUGUGGACCAGGAUGGUGGUCCACGUGAAUAUUACAUUGUAAAUGAACACAAACCUCGUUCUACUCCUAAGAAAAGGAGGAAAAAACGGGGUGUUGGUCGUAGCCCUGCUGGUCGUCGUGCUGGUGUACGUCGCCGCAUGAUUAUUGAUAUUCAUUUAGAAGUCUUAGAGGAAUGUCAAAAAGGGGACACCAAACUGGUUCAGGAAGACUUUUUUGAAAUUUUGGUUCAAGAAUUCAUGGGAAGCAAAUUUAUAAAAGAAGAAAAUAUUCCUAAGGAAAGUGUUCCUGAGGAACAAUUUUCUAUGGUUGAUGUUCCUAAGGAAAGUGUUCCAAGUUCAGAUUCCGGGUUUAGGGAGAAAGACUUUGUUCCUAGGGAAGAAGUUCCUAAGGAACAGGUUCCAUGUUCCGAUUCCAGGUUUAGGGAGGAAGACUUUUUUCCUAAGGAAGGUGUUCCAAAGGAAGACUUUGUUCCUGAGGAAGAUGUUCCGAGUUCGGAUUCCGGGUUUUAG